CCUAAAAAAAACUGAGUGAGGCAACAAGGUCGUCGUCGUGGCAGGGCAGCGCGUUGGGAGCUACGCGACGCCCACAGACACACUCUCCUCCAGUCCUCCGUGCUACGCCAUCUCAACAACAGGGGGCCUCGUCCUCCUCCUCCGUGGCCCGGGCGGCCGGAGCUGUCUGCCUCUGCGUGCGUGCGCGCGCGUGCGUGUGUCACUGCCGCUGCGCUGCUCUGCGCAAUAAAUAAGCCAUUCUCCGCUCGGAGCCCUUCUCCCCUCUCUCGCCCCUCGCCCAUGGGACCGCCUUGACUUUUCGCGUCCCCGUUGAGUGCCGCAUCUGCAACUCCUGAGAGGAGAAUCCAUCCUUCCUUCUUCCCUGUUGCACCCGGCGGCGGCAAUCUUCGAGGCGAUUUCUUGUUGUUGGUUUGGCAUUUGGAUGGGGAACUGCGUGCCGAGCGGGGACACGGCGGUGACGGCGUCCGUUGCGGAGGAUGGGAAGCGGCGGCGGCGGAGGUGGAAGGCUCCGCGGGAGGACCAGCUGGGGACUGUCCCCGGCCGGAUCUUCGCCAACGACGGCCGCAGCCGCACUGCGUCCGUCUUCACGCAGCAGGGGCGCAAGGGGAUCAACCAGGACGCCAUGCUCAUCUGGGAUGGGUUCGGCGGGGAGGACGAUGGCGUGCUGUGCGGGGUGUUCGACGGGCACGGGCCGCACGGGCACCUGGUGGCGCGCAGGGUCCGGGACUCGCUGCCGCUGAGGCUCAUGUCCGCCGCCCGCGCCUCGGCAAAGAACGGGCAGGACAUGACGGACGCCGCGUGGAGGAAGGCCUUCGCGCGCGCCUUCAAGGCCAUGGACAAGGACCUCCGCUCCCAUCCCUCCCUCGACAGCUUCUGCAGCGGCAGCACUGCCGUCACCGUUCUCAAGCUUGGCUCGGAUCUUUAUAUGGCAAACAUUGGGGACUCGCGGGCCGUGCUGGGCUCAAGGGACGCCAUCGCCGGCGGCAUGGUAGCCGUGCAGCUCACCGUUGACCUUAAGCCCGAUGUCCCCAGCGAGGCGGAGCGGAUCAAGAAGUGCAAGGGCAGGGUGUUCGCGCUGCAGGACGAGCCGGAGGUGCCGAGGGUUUGGCUGCCGUUCGACGACGCCCCGGGCCUGGCGAUGGCACGGGCCUUCGGGGACUUCUGCCUGAAGGAUUACGGUGUCAUCUCGGUGCCGGAGUUCUUCCACUGGUCUCUCACGGAGAAGGACCAGUUCGUCAUCCUUGCAUCCGACGGGGUGUGGGAUGUCCUGAGCAACCAACAGGCUGUUGACAUAGUGUCCUCGUCCCCAAGCCGUUCAAAGGCGGCAAAGACGCUUGUCGAGGCAGCUACCCGUGAAUGGAAAACCAAGUAUCCAACAUCCAGGACUGAUGACUGCGCAGUCAUUUGCUUAUAUUUGGAUGGUAAAAUGGACCAUGAGCGUGACUCUACUGCCUCCAUGGACAACAUCAGCAUUGAUGAUUGUUCAGUUGCAGAUCCUAACGAAGCGCCUGAACAGGAGCCCACCUUAACUAGGAAUUUCACAGUUAGGACAGUUCCGGGAAGUGCUCAUGAGAAAGCUUUGGCGGGUGUGGACACCAAACUUUCCGGCGCAGCUGACGAUCAUAAUUGGUCAGGCCUCGAUGGAGUGACGAGGGUGAACUCACUUGUUCAGCUUCCCAGGUUUUCAGAGGAGAAGGCUAUUGGUUGAGGAGUUGUCUUGUCAUUCUUGUUUCCCUGCUGUUGUUGUUCUGGUUUAGCUUAGUUGUCAGUUGUUUCAGAGAUAAUUGUAGAAAUGAAAAACAGUCUUCUGGUGUGGUGCUUGACUGCUUCCGCGAGCCUUCCAGCCACUGUGCUUAGAGUCCGAGGUGCACUUUUUAGCCCAACAAAACUGCACACCUUUGGUGUCCCUCAGUUGAUAAAAAUUGGGCGCCCACAAUGAAAGGAUCAAACAAAGCUUGCAAUUUUGUUGGGUUAAAACGAGCAGCUGAUGGUCCUAAACGCAGUGGUCGUGUGGCACGCUGAGCAGGCCCCAGGGAUCUGAGAUGAUUAUAUUGUCGGGUGAUCUGUAAAUUCCCCACCGGCACUUGGUUUGUAGAGAGAUCGAUGUGAUGUCCAGACUCUUUUCCGCUGUAGCUUUUGUUGACAGAAGGCAAUGAACGCCUUGUGUCGGGUUGCCAAUUCGCUAGCCGUUCUUCGCUUU
Molecule: messenger RNA, 2200 nt
Organism: Brachypodium distachyon (stiff brome)
Lineage: Eukaryota; Viridiplantae; Streptophyta; Magnoliopsida; Poales; Poaceae
Product: probable protein phosphatase 2C 64
Exons: 5
Coding region: 422-1708 (428 amino acids)
Biological process (GO): protein dephosphorylation
Molecular function (GO): protein serine/threonine phosphatase activity
Source: RefSeq, a predicted model, not a curated record